Brachypodium distachyon (stiff brome) is the source of this 950-nucleotide messenger RNA. RefSeq names its product protodermal factor 1. The record is from RefSeq and is a predicted model, not a curated record. Lineage: Eukaryota; Viridiplantae; Streptophyta; Magnoliopsida; Poales; Poaceae. The transcript is spliced from 3 exons. Bases 122 to 700 code for a protein of 192 amino acids.
UGCAGGUGUAGUGUCUCAAGGCACUCAUUCAAGCCCAACCAUCUCUACUGCCUGCUGCUACUGGCUACUGUUCUCUUUGUCCCUCUUAAUUUUAGAAGCAAAGGCACCGAGUGAGAUUAAGAUGGGUUGCAAGGUUCUUCUGGUCACCCUUCUAUUGGUGGGCAUAGCGUCUCGGAGCUCUGCCAGGAGCCUGGAGGCAAAUCACCUGUCUGAGCAGAAGUCCGGGUACGGAGGCGGUGGUGGGGGCUACGGAAGCGGCGGUGGCGGUGGCUAUGGAGGAGGCGGCGGCGGCGGUGGCUACGGAGGAGGAGGCGGCGGUUACACACCGACUCCAACACCGACGACGCCCAGCUACACUGGAACCUGCGACUACUGGAAGAGCCACCCGGACAAAAUCAUCUCGUGCGUGGGCUCCCUGGGCAGCAUCGUGGGCUCGUUCGGCGACGUGUGCAGCUCCUUCUACGGGACCAAGAUACAGACCCUCAAGGACGCCCUGUGCAGCACCCGGACCGACUGCUACGGCGACCUUCUGCGCGAGGGCGCCGCCGCGUACAUCAACUCCAUCGCCGCCAAGAAGGCCCACUUCGCCUACACCACCCACCAGGUCAAGGACUGCAUCGCCCUGGCGCUCACCUCUGAGGUCGCCGCCGCCGCGCAGGCCGCCUUGUUCAAGAAGGCCAACCAAGCUUGCCACUACUAAUUAAGCCACCUCUACCUGCUACCUGGUAGCUAGCGCUGGUUAAAUAAGUCAUGUAUACCAUACAUGCGUCAUGCGUACAUGCGCGUAUAAUUUCCUCAGCUAGAAUUUGUGUGUUUUCUUUCCAUUUGAUGAUGCAUGCCAUGCCACAUCGUUGUCCGGGCGCACCUAGUGAUGCUUACUUGCUUUUCUUGUCGUUGUUUGCUGAUGUAAUACAAUUCAAUAAUAUGAUUUCAAAGUUUCUUUUUUCUAA